AUGGUAAAUCUUAAAUAUUAUGAUACUUAAGACGAAAGCCGGAAAGGUAGCCGGCUCUGUGUGUUGUCCUAGAACCACAGAGGGCGUGGCUUUCUCUCUCUACUCUCUCGUUAAAAGAUUUGAUUUUGAUUUGUUGGUAUCUCUGUUUCGAUCUGUGAUAAUCGAAUCCAUUCAAAUUUUGAGUUAAUUAUCCUAAAUUUGCGUGGAAUUCAGACACAGACGUUUUGGAUAGAGCUGAUGAGCUAGUAAUGGGUGGAUAGAUAUUUUUGCAGAUUUUUGUGAGUGGGUUUUGAAUAUAUAUUGGGUGGGAUAAGAAAUGGGUUGUUUCCCUUGUUUUGAAUCGAAGAAGGAAUUCGAUCCUGCAAAUUCUAGAGAUGGGAAGAAAGAGGGCCAGCCCUCUGCUGCUCCCCAUGUAUCUAGAAUACCUUCAGGUUCAGAUAAGUUGAAGGCAAGGACUGGUUCCGGUUCAAGAAAGGAAGCAGCUCCUCCAAAGGAUGGACCUUUUGCUCAUAUUGCUGCUCAAACAUUUACCUUCAAAGAGCUUGCAGCUGCAACAAAGAAUUUUAGGCAGGAAUGUUUUUUGGGUGAAGGGGGAUUUGGUCGUGUCUAUAAGGGGCGACUGGAAAGCACCGGCCAGGUUGUUGCUGUGAAACAACUGGACAGGAAUGGGCUCCAAGGCAACAGAGAAUUCCUAGUCGAGGUUCUCAUGCUUAGUCUUUUACAUCACCCAAACUUGGUGAAUCUGAUCGGUUACUGUGCAGAUGGGGACCAACGGCUCCUUGUUUAUGAGUUUAUGCCUUUGGGAUCAUUGGAUGAUCAUCUGCAUGACCUCCCACCUGACAAGGAACCUCUAGAUUGGAACACUAGAAUGAAGAUAGCAGCAGGUGCAGCCAAGGGAUUGGAGUACCUGCAUGAUAAAGCGAACCCACCUGUUAUUUAUAGGGAUUUCAAGUCCUCCAAUAUACUAUUGGAUGAAGGAUAUCAUCCUAAAUUAUCAGAUUUUGGGCUGGCAAAACUUGGCCCUGUUGGAGAUAAGUCUCAUGUCUCCACCAGGGUGAUGGGGACUUAUGGCUAUUGCGCUCCAGAGUAUGCGAUGACUGGACAACUCACUGUGAAGUCAGAUGUGUACAGUUUUGGUGUGGUUUUUCUUGAGCUUAUUACGGGGCGUAAGGCCAUCGACAGCACCAGAGCACCUGGAGAGCAGAACCUUGUUGCUUGGGCACGACCCCUGUUUAAUGAUCGACGCAAGUUUCCGAAAAUGGCUGACCCUCUCCUUCAGGGAAGGUACCCAAUGAGGGGCCUUUACCAGGCCCUCGCUGUAGCUGCCAUGUGCCUCCAAGAGCAAGCAGCCACUCGCCCUCUUAUCGGCGAUGUAGUGACGGCCUUAUCUUACUUGGCCUCGCAAUCCUAUGAUCCAAACACUGCCUCUGUUCAAAGCAGCCGAGUCGGGAGAGAGAAAGAUGAUAGAAAGGGAACUAGGAGUGAGAAAGGUGAUGAGAGAGGUGGAGGCAUAAUGAAAAGUGAAGAUGAAGGAGGGUCAGGGAGGAAAUGGGAGGGAGCUGAUGGGUUUGAGAGGGAUGAUUCUCCAAGGAACUCAAAUCGUGUUUCGGAUAGGGAGAGGGCAGUGGCUGAGGCCAAAGUGUGGGGUGAGAAUUGGAGAGACAAGAGACGAGUUAGUGUAUAGAUUGAUAGGGGGCCGGUGGCCGUUUGGGCUCGGCUUGUGAGUGUGAUGUUUCAUAAUACCCAUUUUGGGCUGUGUUGUCCACCCAUGAGAGAGAAUGUGUUUGGUGAGGGUGGAUACUAUAGAAUACAGAAAACUUUUUUUCUUCUUUUGAAGUCUUUGUUUCCCCCCCUCCUUUUGUAUGAGAUGGAAUAUAUGACUUCAUUGGCUGUUGGGUGGGAGUUCAUGAUGAUCCUACUAUUUAUUUUUUAAUUUUUGGCCUUUUUCAUUUGUAAGGAGAAACAAAGUUGGGAAGCGGAUAAAAUGUCUAGUAGAGUUGUAAAGGCCAACAAAUCUUUGUUUUUUGUUUCUUGGAUCAAAGGUUUAGUGAAAGAGGGCCUCUUGCCUUUUCCUCAUAGACUCUUUUGAAGUCCUUAGGGAUCAUGUUUUGCUGGUCCUUGUACUCAAAAUAGAUAAUGUGUUCCAAGGGACAUUGAGAAUGAAGAUUUGCAAUGAGAUACCAAGCCUUUGCCCAAAGCAUGAGGGCUUUGGCCAAAGACUGAGAAGUCGCUUUUCUCAUAUCCAUUUCAUGUCAACAUGCAUGAAUAUAAGGAUAAGUAUACA
Messenger RNA from Amborella trichopoda, 2284 nucleotides. Its product is annotated as serine/threonine-protein kinase PBS1. Lineage: Eukaryota; Viridiplantae; Streptophyta; Magnoliopsida; Amborellales; Amborellaceae. Gene Ontology annotation, biological process: protein phosphorylation. The record is from RefSeq and is a predicted model, not a curated record. Gene Ontology annotation, molecular function: protein kinase activity; ATP binding.